Psilocybe cubensis is the source of this 660-nucleotide messenger RNA. RefSeq lists its product as uncharacterized. The transcript is spliced from 6 exons. NCBI's taxonomy places the organism in Eukaryota, Fungi, Basidiomycota, Agaricomycetes, Agaricales, Agrocybaceae. The record is from RefSeq and is a predicted model, not a curated record. The coding region runs from base 1 to 660 and encodes 219 amino acids.
AUGGACACAUUCAUUAAUCUCGCUAAACAAGGCUACAGCGCUUAUCAGGAUUCCCAAGAGAACGUAUCAAAGACCGGAGGCCAAGAUUACAACUCUCCCGACAAUCGCCCGUCCCACCACCGCUCUAACGAUGGUCCCAACAUUGACGAAGACGAAGCUAUUCGCACUGCGCAAGAGCACGGAUCAGGAGGCUCAGACCUUUUCUCAAGCGCCUUGAGCUUCAUCUCGAGCAACAAGCACAAACACCAAGAGCCCGUUGACGAAGAGGCUGUCACAAGUGCCCAUUCAAAGGCGUAUGGCAACGGUGAUUCGAGUGGUCUGAGCGCCCACGAUUUGGGUGGCGCAGCUGCCCUUCAGGUCCUCAAGCAAUUCACAUCUGGUUCCGGUGGAGGGAGUGGAUCGCAGACACAGCUUAUCAGUCUGGCCAUGGCAGAGGCUACUAAAUUAUUUGACCAAUCUGGUGGGGCAGCGUCUGGCAACAAACAGGAUGCAGUCAAUUCUGCUGGUCUGACCGUCAUGAAGCUUUUGGUUCAGUCCAAAUUCAGCGGAGCAGUGGGUGGCAGUAACUCCGGUGGGCUGAGUGGUCUUAUGGGCCUCGUGAGUUAUAAAUCUUCCUUGCGCAGUUUAGCUAACAAUCUCCAGGCCAAACAAUUCAUGUAA